UGGAUGUCAUCGGGGCUCCAUCCCGAAGGAGAAUGCUCGAAUGCUCCAUCUCUUACAAAAGAACUACCAAUGUGCCAGCCAGCAGGGUGUUCGCCUCGCCGGACAGCCUGGAACUCUCAUCCGCACUCGCCGACCACACACGCAACAACGAGAAGGAACAACUUCAAGGGCUGAAUGACCGAUUCGCCAGUUAUAUCGAUAAAGUCAGGUACCUUGAAGAACAGAACAGCCUGUUGGAGACUGAAAUCCAAGAACUCCAGCAGGAAAAGUUCACACAGUCACAACUUCGUGAUGUUUUCGACCAAGAGCUCAGCGAACUCCGCUCCACGCUCGAGCAAUUGCAUAGAGAGAAAGCACAGAUAAUUAUUGAUGCCGAUAACGUCGAAGACGACAUCCAUCGUCUCCAAAACCGCUACGAGGAUGAAGCCCGCUUUAGAGAAAAAAUCGAGAUGUCAAUUCGAGAUAUGAAGAAGGAAAAAGACGACUCGGAUCUGAUGAAAUUGGAUCUGGAGAAAAAAGUUCAGUCCCUGCUGGAUGAGGCAGACUUCCUGCGCCGUUAUCACGAAGAAGAGGUCAGCGAACUCCUCGCACAGCUCCAGGAAGCUCAGGUCCCGGUAGACAUGAGGGAAUACAGUAAAACGGACAUCACCUCUGCGCUCCGAGAGAUACGCGCGCAGUUGGACGGUGUCUCCUCCCAAAAUUUGCUGCAGGCGGAAGAGGUGUUCCAGUGCCGCUACACCAAACUCACGCAUGCCGCGGACCAGAACAAGGACGCGAUCAAAACCAUCCGCGAUGAGAUCUCAGAUUAUCGCCGGCAGAUGCAGAUGAAGAACGUGGAACUGGAGGCUCUCCGCGGCACCAAGGAGUCCCUGGAGAGACAGCUGAAUGACAUCGAAAACCGGUAUAACAACGACUUGCGCAGCUACCAGGAGAUGAUCCAUCAGCUGGAGCGUGAGCUGAAGGGCAUGAAGGGCGAGAUGGGUCGCCACCUCAGGGAAUACCAGGACCUGCUCAACGUCAAGAUGGCCCUAGACUCUGAGAUCGCAGCCUACAGGAAACUUCUGGAGGGGGAGGAGACUCACUUCAGGCCAUUUGCGGACUCUUUCCCAAGUCCCACCCUCCCAUACCGUCAGCCAAUUACCUCCUCCAAAGGAAAGAAAGAAGACAAGGAGGCGGAAUUGAGCAAAGGCCUGGCUGUUGCUGUAGAGGAACUUCAAGCUGAGAAGGAAGAGGUGGCCGUGUCCAAGCAACCCAAAGUCAGAGCCACUCCCCCUACAGGAGAAGAGGAGGAAGGUGAUGAGCAAGAGGAAGGAGAGGGGGAGAAGGAGGAGGGUGGAGAAGCAGGUGACAAGAAAGAUGUGAAGGAGGCAGCAGCCCCUGAGUGGAAGCAGGAGAAGGAGCUGAAGAGUCCCCCCAAGUCUCCUGGCAGCCCCAAAGGAAAGGAGCUGAAUAGUUCUCCCAAAACUCCUGGCAGCCCCAAAGAAGAGGAGCAAGAGAAGGAGCUGAAGAGUCCCCCAAAGACUCCUGGCAGCCCUAAAGAAGAGGAGCUGAAGAGUCCUCCCAAAACUCCUGGCAGCCCCAAAGAGGAGGAGCUGAAGAGUCCUCCCAAGACUCCUGGCAGCCCCAAAGAAGAGGAGCAGAAGAGUCCUCCCAAGACUCCUGGCAGCCCCAAAGAGGAGGAGCUGAAGAGUCCUCCCAAGACUCCUGGCAGCCCAAAAGGGGAAGAGCAGAAGAGACCUCCCAAGACACCUAGCAGCCCUAAAGAAGAGGAGCAGAAGAGUCCUCCCAAGACUCCUGGCAGCCCAAAAGAGGAGGAUCAGAAGAGUUCUCCCAAGACACCUACCAGCCCUAAAGAAGAGGAGCCGAAGAGUCCUCCCAAGACUCCUGGCAGCCCAAAAGAGGAGGAGCCAAAGAGUCCUCCCAAGACUCCUGGCAGCCCAAAAGGGGAAGAACAGAAGAGUCCUCCCAAGACACCUACCAGCCCUAAAGAAGAGGAGCCGAAGAGUCCUCCCAAGACACCUAGCAGCCCCAAAGAGGAGCAGGAGGAGAAGGAUCAGAAGAGUCCCUCCAAGACUCCUGGCAGCCCAAAAGAGGAGGAGCAGAAGAGUCCUCCCAAGACACCUACCAGCCCUAAAGAAGAGGAGCUGAAGAGUCCUCCCAAGACUCCUGGCAGUGCCAAAAGAGAUGAGCAGGAGAAGGAGCUGACGAGUCCUGCCAAGACUCCUGGCAGCCUUAAAGAGGAGGAACUGAAGAAGGAGCUGAUGAGUCCUCCCAAGACUCCUGGCAGCCCUAACGAGGAGGAGCAGAAGAGCCCUCCCAAGUCUCCUAGCAGCCCCAAAGAGGAGAAGCAGGAGGAGAAGGAGCAGAAGAAGGGGGAAAAAGAGAGAGAGGAUGAGAAAGAGGGAGAGACAAUGAAGGUGUAUCCCGACGCUGUCAUGGCUUCGUUCGGCUUCGACCCGUUCUUCCCCUCCUCCCACCGCCGUAGGGUGGUGGUGCGCAGUGGCAGCAGCGGUGGCUACGGGGGGCCGUCUCGCUCACGCUCCGUCUUCACCUCCUACUCCGCCCCCCACUACGCGCUGACCGUGUCGUCGGGCCGCGAGCUGGACCUGGGCCAGGCGGCGCAAGUGAGCUCGGAGCUGAAGGCGGUGCGCACGGCCGAGAAGGCGCAGCUGCAGGAGCUGAACGACCGCUUCGCCGGCUUCAUCGAGCGUGUGCACCACCUGGAGCUGCAGAACCGUGCGCUGGAGGCCAAGCUGCAGGUGCUCCGACAGCGCCACGGCGAGCCCACCUGCCUGCGCUCCAUCUACGAGCAGGAGGUGCGUGCACUGCGUGCGGCCGUGGAGGAGGCGCGUGAGGAGCGGCAGGCCGCACAGGAGCGCCGUCGGCAGCUGGAGGAGGCUCUGAGGGCACUGCAGGGCCGCUACGAGGAUGAGUUGCUGGCAUGCCAGGAGGCCGAGGGCCGGCUGGUUGAGACUCGUAAGGGGGCGGAGGAAGCAGCGCUGGGCCAGGCUGAGGAGGAGAAGCGUCUGGACAUCCUGCUGGAUGAGAUGGCCUUCCUCAAGCGACUGCACGAGGGUGAGAUCACCGAGCUGCAGGCCCAGCUGCAGUACAGCUCCCAGGUCUCCGUGGAGAUGGAGGUGGCCAAGCCGGACCUGUCGGUGGCGCUGCGUGACAUCCGGGGCCAGUACGAACGCCUGGCGCAGCAGAACAUGCAGUCCGCCGAGGAGUGGUUCCGCUCCAAAGUCAGCACUAUGGCCGACACCACGGCCCGCCACUCCGAUGACAUCCGUCUGGCCCGAGAUGAGGCGGGUGAGUUCCGCCGCCUGCUGAAGGCCCGUGACCUGGAGAUUCAGGCGUGCCAGAGCCUCAACCACGCGCUGGAGCAGCAGCUGCAGGAGGCCGAGGACAGGCAGAGCGCCGAGGUCACCAACAUGCAGGACAUGAUUGCUCAGCUGGAAGAUGAGCUGAGGACCAUAAAGAAUGAGAUGGCACGCUACCUGAGGGAAUAUCAGGACCUGCUCAACGUCAAGAUGGCUCUGGACAUCGAGAUCGCCGCCUACAGGAAGCUGUUGGAGGGGGAGGAGACACGCUUCAAUGUGGGUGGAGUCGGGGGCAUGUCCAGCAUCUUCUCACACACCAUCUCAUCCACGCCCUCCUUUGGCCGACCCGUCUUCUCCGUGCAGGCCAGCCUGAGCUCUGGCGCCCCCUACCUGCUGGGUACUCGCCUCCUCAGCUCCUCUCUCUUCAGCGAUGACCUGAUAACCCCCAGCCGGGCUCACCAGGCUGAAGCCAGAACAGCAAAGGAGGAGGAGGGGGAAGAAGAGGAGGAGGAGAAGGAGGAAGAAGAAGAAGAGGAGGAGAAGGAGGAAGGAGAGGAGGAAAAGGAGGAAGAGGAGGGGGGAGAUGAGGGAGAAGGUGAUGAGGAGGAAAAAGAGGAAGAGGAGGAAGAAGGUGAAGAGGUACAGGAAGCGAAGGAGGAAGAAGGAGAGGAGGAUGCAGGCGGUGAGGAAAAGGAGGCAGGAGAGGAGGGGGAAGAGGAGGAAGAUGCUAAAGGAGGAGAAGAGGGAGGGAAGGAGGGGGAAGAGAAGGAAGAGGGAGGAGAUGAAGAAGAGGUAGAAGAGAAAGGAGAUGACAAGAAGAGUCCAGAGGAGGAGAAGAAGAGCGAAGCAGAAGCUAAACCAAAGAAAAAGUAGACUGGAUGCAUCCAGACCCACGGUGCUAAAUGACUUUAACGAAUGGCAGUCUCAACACACCCCUCCUAAACACUUGCAUGCACACACAUGCGCACACACACAUGCACAUACACACACA
Molecule: messenger RNA, 4311 nt
Organism: Sardina pilchardus (European sardine)
Lineage: Eukaryota; Metazoa; Chordata; Actinopteri; Clupeiformes; Clupeidae
Product: neurofilament medium polypeptide-like
Exons: 9
Coding region: 33-4193 (1386 amino acids)
Biological process (GO): neurofilament bundle assembly
Cellular component (GO): postsynaptic intermediate filament cytoskeleton; cytoplasm; axon
Molecular function (GO): structural constituent of postsynaptic intermediate filament cytoskeleton
Source: RefSeq, a predicted model, not a curated record